AUGUCCGCCUCGAAGCAACCGUCGUUCAUUGAGCUAUGUGGUAACCUCCAACUGUCUGAACCAAUGCCUCUUACAAGAACAAUACAAGGGCAAUCAGAGGCUGAGAAAGGUUGGUGUACUGUCAUUGCCAGAUUGCAUCCUGGUCUCAAGGCUGUUGGCCAUGACUAUUGCGAUUCAUUGCGGGCGAUUGCCGCCGCUGGCAGAUCAGAUGGCGGUGACAACCGCCUCUUGGACGCUGCCGCAGCGACCGUGUCCAAAAUCCAGCUGCAGUGUUCUCGCUCCAGCAAGGAGGCCUGUGAAUUCGAGACGGAGCUGCACAAUCUGUGGUUCAUCUACUACCACGCCCCUCUGAACAUUUCUGCAGAGAGCCCCUUGCUUAACCGACUGGUUGUUCGGAUUCUGCAAGCCCGGGAACAAUAUGGAUUUUCUGGAUGA
Molecule: messenger RNA, 435 nt
Organism: Cordyceps militaris CM01
Lineage: Eukaryota; Fungi; Ascomycota; Sordariomycetes; Hypocreales; Cordycipitaceae
Exons: 2
Coding region: 1-435 (144 amino acids)
Source: RefSeq, a predicted model, not a curated record